Messenger RNA from Polistes canadensis, 3133 nucleotides. RefSeq names its product calcium channel flower (gene fwe). Gene Ontology annotation, biological process: vesicle-mediated transport. The transcript is spliced from 6 exons. The record is from RefSeq and is a predicted model, not a curated record. The coding region runs from base 181 to 747 and encodes 188 amino acids. NCBI's taxonomy places the organism in Eukaryota, Metazoa, Arthropoda, Insecta, Hymenoptera, Vespidae. Gene Ontology annotation, cellular component: membrane.
GGUAGAAGAUAGAGCACAAACUCAUACACACAAAUCAUUGCAUAUAUGUGCACAUAUAUAUAUAGUGUUAUAGAGAAGUAGUAAGUAUCUCACGGGUCGAUUUUCUCUACAUCAACAGAGUUCAGCGGCAUUGUCAGUGCUGUCAGCUGACGAAAGAAUUGGACGUAGUAACAAUAAAAAAUGUCGUUCGGGGAAAAAAUAGCAUCAAUAAUGGAAAGGCCUGGCCAGGAUCCUGUCGCUAAGGACGAUACUCCUUGGUGGAUGAAGUAUGCUGGGCGAGGGCUCGGCACUGUAGGCGGUUUCAUCGCUAUCUUCCUCGGAGUGUGGAAUUGUGCAACAAUAUUAUUUGCUUCAAUAAUCUGUUUUCUUAGCGGUAUAUGGCAAAUGGUUGCUGGUUUUAUAGUUUUGAUGAUUGAAGCACCUUGUUGUUGCCUUUUCAUUGAUUUUGUACAAAACUUAAGCGAUAUGGUGGAAAACAAACCUUAUUGGAAUAAAGCGGCUGCUUAUUGCAUAAUAGCAUUGCCACCAAUUUUCCUUUGUCCAGGAAUAAAUAGUAUACUUGGUAGUGGGUUUAUUUUUGCUACUGGUAUAAUAUAUGGAUUAAUGUCAAUUGGCAGAAAAGGAACCAGGCCCGACCCGGCAGGAAUGACGUCGUCGGGUGUGGGAUCCCCACAGGGUACAGUACCUCCUACUACAGAUCACCAUACCACACUCAUGGAGGAUCCUGAUGUCUGGAGGCCUACAUAAAACAUCAGAUAUUCAUUGUACCACUUCACUAACCAGAGCAUCAUGGGGAGAAAUGAGAUCAGCAGCAAUGGAAACAUCAGCUCCUUCAUCAAGUAUGCAAUCAACGCUCGUUGAAAAUGCUCAAUCAAUGGGCUUUAGUAGUAAACCAGAUAGUAAUGUUUGACACUUAACAUGCAUUGGCAACAAAAUUCGAUAUUUCGUGUGAAUGGUGGUGUGUAAUAAUGACCUGGUCAAAUAAUUGUCUAUUAGGGCUAUGAACAUCUAUCAUAAAAUAUGAUAUCCAUUGCACUAAUGCUGAUGUCUUAUAUUAAAAUUUUGAUGUUUAAGUAAACAGUUAAUUUUGUUUUAAAUGUGUGACCAACAAAGCUAGAUACAUGCUAUUUUACUUGUAUCUACAUAUAAUCAAAAAUGGAAAACGGUUUAGUAUUAGUCCUAUAUUUUCCUCAUUUACACCCGAUAGUUAAAUUAAUAUUAAAUCGUUUUACAUUUUUGUAUAUCUGUAGUAUACCUUAGAUUACUUAUAAAAAUUCUGUUGGCCUACCUUGUUCAAACCUGUUUUAUUUAGUAUGAAGGAAUUUAGAAUUAGAUAAUAAAUAUACAAGGUCUGCAUUGUUAAUUACAGCUGAUAUAUAGAAAAUGAAUAUACUAUUAAGCUCUACACUAUGCUAAUCUUCUUUACAGCUUUAUUAAGUGCUAGUUGUUGCAUUUUCAUCAUUGCAUCUUUCUAUAACACCUAUUUAUCCAAAGUUAUUUUAUUUGAAAAGAAAAAGAGAACAAACAGAAUUAAAAAUUGUCAAGAGCAAUGGCAUAGUUCAUAUAUUAUCUAUACAAAAUUUGAUUAAACAUACAUAUUUUUCAUAUCAUAAAUAUAGUAUAUGAGUAUGAUUGAAUUGAAAGAAUAUAUUUACUUGCAAAUAGUCUCUCAAUGGUUAAAUAUAAUUGAAUGAUUUUGAAAGGCUUCUUAUAUCAUCUUUAAUGGUAUAACAAUGAUUAUAUAGCUCUUAUAGUUGAAUGAGUCAUUAAUAUUAAUUUUUAUGGUUUAUUAUCGUUAUAUUCAAGUUAUAAAUUCUUUAUGACGAUUGUAUUGUAUAUAGAAGUGAAUUUACAUCUUUCUUCCAUUAGUUCUCAUGUUUAUAUUCUUCCUGUAUGAAAAGCCUGAAGUAACAAAAUGAUAUUAGGAUAAUUAAUGACAAUUCAUUUGUUAUUUAAGUUUAAUUAUAUACUUUUGUGAUUCAACCUGUUACUGAUUUUUUUUAUUUGACUUAUUUUGUGAUACAAUUCGAUAGACUGGACUACUGUCACACUUUUUUAUGUGUGGAUAGGAAGCUAUAAUUAGGAGUUUCUUAACAUAUUCCUGUACUAUUAAUAAGUAUCACAUUUGGAACUUUAUGUUCUAAUAUUCGUAACUGUUGUAUCUAAUGCCAAAUGUGCCAACGUGCAAAUCCUGUUUUUUAUUAUCUUAAUAUUCUUUAGAAUUUUUAUUUACAACAUUUCGAUAGACUAUUAAUAUCAAGUUAAAUAUGUAAUUUUAAAUUGCAACUUUAUUCAAAGUCAUUUUCUUCCUACAUUCCUUGCUAACAAAAUUUCAUUUAUUCAUGCAAGAUAAAAGACUCAAAAUGAUUCAUUUUAUCAUCUUAUUUAUUAAUUACAUAAAAAUAAUCAUUGUGCGUUGUGAUUAACAGAAUUGUCAUUAAAGUUUUAAUGAUAAAUGCAUAAGUAUGCAUAAGUAUGCAUUCUUAUGUAAUGUAACAAAUGAAUAAUAUGUAUUAUAGUGAAUUUGUUUAUGAAAUUAAAUGUUUCUCAAUUUGUAUUUGUAUUGUAAUAUCAGGUCAAUACAUCUAAAAGAUUACGCAAACUUUUUAAACUUCAUUGGUAUGUCAAGAACAUUAACAAUUGUAAUAAAACAUUACCAUUCAUAAUUUAAAAUAUAAUUCAUGUCUAUACACAUACACUAAAAAUAUAUUAUAAUAUAGAAAACAUUCACUUAUAUAGACAGAGGAUGUAUGAAAUUCAGAAAAGUCGAAAAAAAAGUUUUACAAUGUUCUUCUUAUUUUAUUCAACGACAUACUUAAUUACGAGUAUAAUAAUUUAAUUAGUAUUUUGUAUUUGCUUUCUGUCAUUUAAUAGUAAAAUAUAUAAUUUAUUAUCUUCAACAGAAAUCGGUAAUAGGGGAUGAUAUUAGAUUAUAAGCUAGCUGAAUACAGAACGGAUUUGUAUGACUAUGAUUUGUGUUGACUUAGGAAAAUUAUAUGCUGGGCAAACCUCCCACACAACAGUUAUCGUUGAAUUGAAAUGUGGUUAAAGAAUAAACAAUACUGCAAUGUAUAGCAGUUAUUAGAUAGUUAUGUAAUUAAUAGAUAUAAAAUAAAUACAUAUGCUACUUUUA